AUGGAGGAGUCUGGCAAGAAAGUCAUUCUUAUUACCGGUGCCACUUCCGGCAUUGGUUUGGAGACGGCACGCAUGCUGGGUCGGCAAGGAUGGCGUGUAAUCCUUUCAGGGCGCCGCGAUGAGGACGGCGAGAUGCAAGCCCGGGAGAUUACAGCCGCGGGUGGAGAGGCCAUCUACAUCCAUGGCGAUGUGGCAGACGAAGAGUCUGUCAAGGAGCUUCACGAAAAGGCCAUUGCAGCCUGGGGCCGCCUCGAUGCCGCGGUCAACAAUGCUGGCAUCUCCAAUGAUGCUGCUUUGUUUGCUGAUCUGAAGACGGAGAACUUCCGCCAAAUGCUGGAGCUCAAUGUCAUGGGCGUCUUUUGGUCGAUGCAGCACCAGCUGAGGCAUAUGGAAUCCCGAGGCUUCGGGCGCAUCAUCAACUUGGCUUCCAUUGCCGGGCGGCGCGGAAUCCUCUACCAGGGGUCAUAUGUCGCCACUAAGCAUGCAGUCAUUGGAAUGACUGAAACAGCCGCAAUCGAGUAUGCCACCAAGGGUAUUACAGUCAACGCCAUUGCUCCGGGUGCUAUUAAGACAAAGAUCCUCAACGACGCGAUCAAGGCGGGCAAGUACGACGAGGAGAGCAUCGCUGCCAUGUUCCCUGAGAAGCGCAUGGGAGAUCCCGAGGAUAUCGCUCGAACUGUGAGCUACAUCCUGGAGUCUCCUUACAUGACGGGUUCGGUCAUCGGAGUGGACGGCGGAUUCUGCGCGUAG
Messenger RNA from Purpureocillium takamizusanense, 750 nucleotides. RefSeq lists its product as uncharacterized. Gene Ontology annotation, molecular function: oxidoreductase activity. The record is from RefSeq and is a predicted model, not a curated record. The transcript is spliced from 3 exons. Lineage: Eukaryota; Fungi; Ascomycota; Sordariomycetes; Hypocreales; Ophiocordycipitaceae. Bases 1 to 750 code for a protein of 249 amino acids.